AUGGCGUACACCGAGAGGAACGGACUUGCGCAUGGAUUGGCGGGCUUGAGGAUUGAAACUUCAUUUCCUCGAACCAGUUCCCGAUGGGGCAAUGAAGAUGGGAGGAAAGAGACAGAAGAGGGCGAUGGUAUCCAGAGCGACCACAUCAAUGAAUCUCAUGAUUACAACGCGCGUCGCCGCGAUACUGAUGAAGACCACAGUGUGUUAAGUGAUCUCCACUCAGCGACCCCUCCCAUUUCUGUCCCGCGCCCCGACGAGCAGCCAACGGACAACGAUGAAGACUUUCCACACAAACCCGACGAUAUUCAGGGCUCUCCACUUGACAGCUACUUGCAAAAUCGUCGCCCCUCUAUCAGUUUCAACCCGACGGUCUCUGUGGACUCUGGUAAUCAAAUCCCUCUGGAGGAGCCACUUUCGAUUGGUGAUGUGAAGAACCGACCACCGCAACGAUUCGAGUCUCGCAGCUCAGGACUGCGCAAUGCACUUUCUCAAGACGACGAGACGAUCGCUUCGCCGCACGACUCCAUGUGGAGUCCCAAACGAUCCCAGGCUCGGAGUUUCCCGACCGGACAAUCCCGACCGCAGCCUGUUGCGAAAUCUGACGAUGCUUCAGGCAUGGGAACGGAGAUCGAUCACCCGACGUCACUUACAUCACAGUCAACCGUAUCUCCGACGAGCGAGGUGCGAACUCCGCCCGAUGAUUCCAACUCAACGAUGCUAUCGCCGUUCUGCAUGGCAUCGCCAAAUCAAUCGUUCCCGUCGCCAGAAGACCGCAGUUCAUGGUCUGGAAGCAUCAUGACUCCUUUCGGAAGCAAGUCCCGCAGUUCUGUUCUCGACCGCAGUAGCAGUCUGCGCAACUCUACACGCCAUAGUUCUCGUCGUUCUACUACCUCUAGUGGCAAAUCUCCUGCCAGUAUGUUUCUUUCCAUGUGGAGCAACCAUGAAGAGCCUGCUCCACAGCCCGAUGACGAAGGACAGAUGGUUGGAACAGACUAUGUCCUUGGAAAGCAAAUCGGGUUUGGGGGGUUCAGCACCGUGAAAGAGGCCUAUAAGGUCGAAGAGCACGGUGAAACCAAACGGCUCGCGGUCAAGAUUGUAAAGAGAAUCAUCACAGACCGAAGUGAGAAGGAAAACGACGAGGUACAGGCAGAGUUUGACCACGAGGUGCGAGUUUGGCGGUAUCUAAACCACCCGCAUAUUUUGACGCUUGAUGCCGUGUACGAAACAGAAUACGCCACGUUUUGCUUCACUAAGUUUGCUAUUGGUGGCACUCUUUUCGACCUUGUGCGUCAGAACCGAUCAGGUCUUGACACAAAUCUUGCAAAGAAAUACACCUACCAGCUAGCCAGUGCUAUCCGCUACCUCCACGAAGAUGCCCACGUUGUUCAUCGAGAUAUCAAGCUCGAGAACUGCUUGCUUGAUCCUAUUGAAGCAGCGGACGGCACAAUCUCUUCGAACUUGAUUCUCUGUGAUUUCGGAAUGGCGGAAUGGAUGUCCGUCGACGAUGGCGGGGACUCCCCAGAUCCCUACGACGACGCAGCUGACCGUCCCCCGCUCAAAAACAUCGGUCCUGCGGGCUCUAGUACCAGUGUCGCAGGUAGCUUGGAAUAUGCAUCUCCCGAAUUACUCCAAUCAGAAGACGGCAUGAUCCACCCUGCAGUCGACAUCUGGGCACUCGGCGUCAUCGUCUUCACUGUUGUCGUUGGUUCACGUCCCUUCCAGGAUGCAUUUGCACCUCGCAUCCAAGCAAAUAUUCUCAGCGGCACCUGGAACCAAGACGCUGUUUCCGGCGAGGCCGCAGACCCAACGAUCUGCAAGGAUCGUCAAGACGCCCUCGACUUGAUCCGAGGUUGUCUAGAAAUGGACAUGAACAAGCGUUGGACCAUCAGUGACAUCAUGUCAUGCGCUUGGCUGCGUGAAGUCGCCGAGACUGAACCCUCCGACACCGUAUGGAAACUAUGA
Messenger RNA from Penicillium nucicola, 1962 nucleotides. Its product is annotated as serine/threonine-protein kinase. Gene Ontology annotation, biological process: microtubule cytoskeleton organization; intracellular signal transduction; protein phosphorylation. Gene Ontology annotation, molecular function: protein serine/threonine kinase activity; tau-protein kinase activity; ATP binding. NCBI's taxonomy places the organism in Eukaryota, Fungi, Ascomycota, Eurotiomycetes, Eurotiales, Aspergillaceae. Bases 1 to 1962 code for a protein of 653 amino acids. The record is from RefSeq and is a predicted model, not a curated record. The transcript has a single exon. Gene Ontology annotation, cellular component: cytoplasm.